AGCCAGUUCGUCAAAUUCCUCCAAUCCGCUAUAGGUUUUCUCCGUUCCAAAAAUCGGAGAAUUGUUAAAAAAAUAAAAUUUGGUGGGCUCGGAAAAAUGGGGAAUACGUACGCGCACUACGUUUCUCACCCGGACACGACACCGGGGAUCGAUAUAGAACCGAGUUUUGAUCCUCAGAUUGGUUUUGCGAAUGGGAGAAAACCCAGAGUUAUGGUGGCGACUGAGGAGGAAAUGCAAUCCGCUCGUCUUCCCCAAGACCGUCGAGACUACUGUGCUCACAUAUUGAUCGAUUAUCAAGCCUGUCGAAAGGAUGUCUGGCCUUGGGCUGUGAAAUGUGCUCACAAAAAUCACGAGUAUUUAAACUGCGAAUACGAAGAUUACAUCAUCAGAAUGAAGGAAUACGAACGUGAACGCAGACUUCUUGAGAGACAAAAAAGAAAGAAGCAGGCAGAAGCAGCCUAGGAUGAAUUAUAGUUGAUCAUGAAUUGAAUCACAAAUAUUUCUGUAAGCGCAGUAGCGAGUAAUAUAUAUAAAUACGGUGUUCCGUUUCUUUAUACAUAAACGCAUCGUCGUCGAUCACGUCGUGUACAUACAAUAAAAAACUAAAAUUGAAAAAAAAAAACAAUCUGUGAUUCCUUUUACAAUACGUUAUGUAAACAAAUUUCCUUUGUUCAAGUCGAUCUUUUAUUCUACAAGUACCUUGUUUCCAUAAUAUUUUCGUCAAACUGACUUUGUAAUUUAUUGCUAAACUAUUGUAAGUCGUCGCUUGUACGAAUAAUGCGCUGUCUGCCAGUGACCCUUAAAUCACUUUUUCACGGGCUCUUUGUCAAAAAUCCACGACAGCACAUUUUUGCCUGGCUAAAAUGUAAGCAGCACAAAAACAACUUUCAAAAUAUAUUUUAAACGGCUCCGA
Molecule: messenger RNA, 913 nt
Organism: Neodiprion fabricii
Lineage: Eukaryota; Metazoa; Arthropoda; Insecta; Hymenoptera; Diprionidae
Gene: ND-B18
Product: NADH dehydrogenase [ubiquinone] 1 beta subcomplex subunit 7
Exons: 3
Coding region: 97-462 (121 amino acids)
Cellular component (GO): mitochondrion
Source: RefSeq, a predicted model, not a curated record